CAGGAUUUCCCAUUUCCAAACCUUAUCUGAAUAGAGGAGAAGUCUGCAAGGAAGAGGAAGAUGCCUUGGGACAGCCUGGCAGAGCAGGAGCUGAGCAUGGAGAGCAGGGAGGACAAAUGCCCGCGGCAGAACCUGGUGGAAGAGGCCGUUUUGAGCAGCUCCACGGCGCAGGAAGCCAAUGGGGAGGAAAAGCCCCGGAGAUGCCGCACGAGGAGGGGCUGCAAACGCAGCCCAGGAUGCUCUGAGGUGGAAAGACCCAGCCUGUGCCUGGAAGGCAGCCAGAGAUCUGGCCAGAGCUCUAAAGUGGUGGUCAAUGAGCAGCUUGAUGAUGGCAAGAAGCCCCACCAGUGCUUGGAAUGUGGGAAGAGUUUCCGCAGGAGCUACAACCUGUUCAUCCACCAGAGGAUGCGUACCGGGGAACGGCCCCACAAGUGUGGGGAAUGUGGGAAGAGCUUCAGGAUCAGCUCCCACCUGUACCGCCACCAGAAGAUCCACACUGGAGAAAGGCCCUAUGAGUGUGGGAAAUGUGGGAAGAGCUUCAGAGACACCUCUGACCUGAUGGUCCACCAGAGGAUUCACACCGGGGAACGACCCUAUGAGUGUGGGGAGUGUGGACAGAGCUUCAACGUCAGCUCCGACCUGAUUGCUCACCAGCGGAUCCACACCGGGGAACGGCCCCACGAGUGUGGGGAAUGUGGGAAGAGCUUCAGGUUCAGCUCCAGCCUGAAACUCCACCAGAGGAUCCAUGCUGAUGAACGGCCCUAUAAAUGUGGAGAAUGUGGGAAAGGCUUCAGGAAUAGCAGCCAUCUGAACCGCCACCAGAUGAUCCACACUGGGAUACGACCCUUUGUGUGUGGGGAAUGUGGGAAGGGCUUCCGUGACAGCUCUGACCUGAUCAUCCACCAGACAAUGCACACUGGGGAAUGCCCCUACACGUGCUCAGAAUGUGGGAAAUGCUUCAGCCAGAACUCCAAUCUGAUUGCCCACCAGAGGAUCCACACUGGGGAGAGGCCCUAUGAGUGUUCUGAGUGUGGGGAGAGGUUUCAGAGUCGAUACCGUCUCCUCAAGCAUCAGCAGAUUCACACAGAAUAGAGGCCUUUCUGCUACCCUGACUGCAGGAAGGGCUUUAAGAAAAACUCCACCCUCCUCACCCACCAGCGGAUCCACACGGGGGAGAGGCCCUGACAGUGUCCCAAGUGUGGGAAGAGCUUCUCCCAGAACUCUACCGUGACCCAACACCAAGGGAGGCAGCAGUAAGGGAUGCCCUACAAGUGCCCUGUGUGCAGGAAGAGCUUUGAGUGCUGCUUCAACUCCAUCCGCUAUUGGAGGACCACCAUUGGAUGGUCCACAGUGACCCUCACUGUGCAGAGACUUGGUCAUCCAUGGUCCUGGUGAUCCAUGUUGGGAAGACACCUGGCUGGUGGUCUCCACAUCUUCCUGGCUCCCCUUGAGCACUUUGACGCAGCCAGAGAAAAAUCCAUUGGGAUGCAAACAGACAUCAGAAUUUCAUAGGGGACAGCAGA
Molecule: messenger RNA, 1523 nt
Organism: Melozone crissalis (California towhee)
Lineage: Eukaryota; Metazoa; Chordata; Aves; Passeriformes; Passerellidae
Product: zinc finger protein 239-like
Exons: 2
Coding region: 61-1092 (343 amino acids)
Biological process (GO): regulation of transcription by RNA polymerase II
Molecular function (GO): DNA-binding transcription factor activity; RNA polymerase II cis-regulatory region sequence-specific DNA binding
Source: RefSeq, a predicted model, not a curated record